CUUCGAGCACAUCCACAUCAUAAUUUGCAUAUAUAUGAUGUAACCAUGUAACAGAAUUCAAGCUCGGAGUACGGCUUUUGGAUUCAGAAAUAUAAAGGGGUGAACUUUGAUUCUGAGUCCUACCAAUUAGACUAUCUUGCUCUAUAGUCACCUCUCUGAGCCUUAACUUUCGUAUUUGUGUGAUGGGCAUAAUAGCACCUAUCUCACAGGAUUAAAUAAUAAUAUAAUACAAUGGAAGGGUCUAGCAUGUCUUACACAUAGUACAUUCUCAAUAUAUAUUGGUUUCCUGGUUUUUUAUUAUCUCACUACCCCUCUUAUAUUUUCAUUUGAGUUUUGUUGUCUACUGUGCCUUGAUCACUAGGCUAAAUUCAAGCUGACUGCAAUGGAGAAUAGCACAGAAGUGACAGAGUUUGUCCUCGUGGGAUUAACAGAUGACCCCAAUCUUCAGGUUCCCCUCUUUUAAAUAUUUUUACUCAUCUACCUCAUCACCCUGGUUGGGAAUGGGGGGAGGAUGGCGAUCAUCCAGUCAGACUCCCGUCUCCACGCACCAAUGUACUUCCUCCUCAGCAACCUCUCCUUCGUAGAUCUGGGUUAUUCGUCAGCCGUCGCUCCCAAGAUGGUGGCCGCAUUGCCGUCGGGGAACAAGGUCAUCUCCUACAAUGGAUGUGCAGCUCAGUUCUUCUUCUUCGUGGGGUUUGCCACCGUCGAGUGCUAUCUCCUGGCUCCCAUGGCCUACGACUGCCGCACAGCGGUGUGUAGGCCUCUCCAUCACACCACCGCCAUGACAGCGGGUGUGCACGCCCUCCCGACUUCCGGUUCCUAUGUCUGCGGCUUCCUCCAUGCCUCUGUCCCUGCAGCAGACACCUUCAGACUCUCCUUCUGUGCUUCGAAUGAGAUUAAUCAUUUUUUUUCUGUGGCAUCCCCCCCACUUCUGGCUCUCUCGUGCUCCGAUACACACAUCAGCAAGUUGGUUGUCUUCUUUGUCGUGGGCGUCAAUGUCUUCUUCACCCUCCUGGUCAUCCUCGUUUCUUACAUCUUCAGAUACAUUGCCAUUCAAAGAAUGCGUUCGGCCGAAGCAGGGAAGAAAGCUUUCUCCACCUGUGGGUCCCACCUCACCACAGUGUCCAUCUUCUAUGGCACCAUCAUCUUCAUGUACUCACAGCCCAGCUCCGGCCAGUCCAUGGACACAGUCAAAAUAGCAUCUGUGCUUUACACGGUGGUGACCCCCAUGCUGAAUCCCUUGAUCUACAGCCUUAGGAACAAGGGAGUUAAAAGUUCUCUCUGGAAAAUGCUCAACAAACUUUACCUUCAAUCUUUAAAUAGAAGUAGGAAGUAGGCAAGUAACUAAGAGAUCAACCUUUUUUCAGACCUAACUGCCAUCGUGACUUUUGAGGUUUGGCAGAUUUUAGUUCUUUCUUCCCCUGGAACAGUGGAUACUUCUGCUAUUAGGAGAAGGUGCAAAAACUGGCACCUUGAAAUGUCUUACUCAGGAAGAUAAUCUUAUAUUUAAUGAAUCACAACCUAAGACGUUUAAACUUUUCUUGCAUUAGUUUCUUGAUAUGGUUUAAAGCAGAAGAUAGAAGUGUUUAACUGAAUGUGCUGAAUUUUCCUCUCUUUAUUUUUAAUGGUAAGAAAUUCCCAUUUGCUAUUUAAUUUGGCAUAAGGAUCUCAUCUUCAUUUAUAAUAUUUAUCAACUGAAUGCAGGGUAUUAUGUUGCUCAUUUCUUUGUUCUGUGAGUUUGAAAGUUAGAGUUUCUAAUGCGGAUGAAAGAUGUUUCAAUCUUUUCAAUAAUGUUUCACAGAAGGUCAUAAUUUAAAGGACAGGGCACUGGAUCAAGAAUUAGGUGGCCCAGAAUUAAAUCUUUUCCCCUCCCUACCCUUCUAUUCCUACCCACAUUCCCACCCUUCCUCAUUGGUCAUGCACCCUUUUGCUAAAGUGCUGAGAUGACUUUGCUAGGAAACAAUAAGCCACCUUGUAUGCAGAAGUAUGGAAUAGUCUCAGUAGAUAAAUUGUUUAAACUUUGACCUGAAUAAAUAUACCUUCCUUUAAAGAGUCUGCUCUCUCUUCUAUGAUUUUGGCCUCUUUCUAACAUAAUUACCAAAACAUGCAGAAGGUUUAGAGAAAAAAAAACAAUUUUCCCAAGGGCUGUGAAAGGAGAUAUUUGUCUUCAGAAUUAAAUGCUUGCAUUUCUCAGCACCCUCAAGUUUGGCGGAUCUAUUAUGAAUAUGGGCAAUAGC
Microcebus murinus (gray mouse lemur) is the source of this 2237-nucleotide messenger RNA. The record is from RefSeq and is a predicted model, not a curated record. Lineage: Eukaryota; Metazoa; Chordata; Mammalia; Primates; Cheirogaleidae.